Vigna unguiculata (cowpea) is the source of this 4935-nucleotide messenger RNA. RefSeq names its product Mitochondrial transcription termination factor family protein. NCBI's taxonomy places the organism in Eukaryota, Viridiplantae, Streptophyta, Magnoliopsida, Fabales, Fabaceae. Gene Ontology annotation, molecular function: double-stranded DNA binding. The record is from RefSeq and is a predicted model, not a curated record. Gene Ontology annotation, biological process: regulation of DNA-templated transcription.
CGACCUAUGCCUGGUCACUCUGGACAACCUUAACGAGGACAAAACACGCUUUGAGGGCACAGACAGAGCUUUUGGCAGCACAUAGAAUGACGUUGGGCGCGAAAUAUGCAAACGCGCGUUUCCUCGGAAGCACUUCCGCUUUCUCCCACUACAGAAAAAAAAUCGCGGUGGCGAAUCUAUUCCAGAAGUACGGUUUCCCUCCUUCCCUCGUCUCCUUCUUCCUCUCUCGCAACCCUUCCAUUCUCCACUCUCCUCUCCCUCAACUCCACCAUUCGCUCACCACACUCUUCUCCCUCCGCAUCCCCCAAAACGACAUCGUUUCCCUCCUCACUACCAAUCCUUCCCUCCUCCACCAUUCCUUCCACGACGCCCUCCAAUCCCGUCUCCCCCAACUCCAAACGCGCUUCCCCACACUCUCCCCUUCCACCCUCCUCAACCUCUUCCUCUCUUCCACAAAGUUACACCUCGACCCGCUCCACCUCUCCCCCAAACUCAACGCGCUCAAAACCGAUUUCGCGUUUUCCGACGCCACCGUGGCUAGCGUUCUGGAAGGGUUCCCCGACGUGGUCGUCACGAGCGAGAACGAAAUCGCGAGCGUGAUAGAUUUUCUUGCGGAGUUCGGAAUUCCGCGGGACGAGAUUGAUCUCGUUGUCCGUUCCUUUCCUAGGGUUUUGGCGCUCGGUGUUGAGCAGAGGCUGAGGCCGUUGUUUCGGGAAAUCAAGGAGCUAGGGUUUUCCAAUCGUGAGAUGAGGAGAGAGAUCUCGCGGGACCCGAGGAUUCUGGGGAUGGAAAUUGGAGAGCUUACGCGGUGUUUGAGGCUGAUAGAGAGUUUGAAAUGCAGGGAAAGUAUCAAAGAGAGGGUUAUUGAUUCGGGUCUGAUGAGAGCGUGUUUUGAGGUGAAAUUAAGAGUGGAUUGUUUGUGUGGGUAUGGUUUGACUCGAAGGGAUGCUCUGAAGAUUAUCUGGAAGGAGCCUCGGGUGAUUUGUUACGAGGUUGGGGAUAUUGAGAGGAAGGUUGAGUUUCUGGUGCAGAGGAUGAAGUGUAGUGUGGAGUGUUUGGCUGAGGUGCCUAAAUACUUGGGUGUGAAUUUUGAGAAGCAGAUUGUGGCCAGGUACAGUGUGGUGGAGUGUUUGAGGGGGAAGGGUGCCAUUGGGUUUGAGAUUGGGUUGAAGGAUUUGGUUAUGCCUUCUAGGCUUAGGUUCUAUAAUCUUUAUGUGAAGCCAUACCCGGAGUGUGAAAAGAUCUAUGGAAGGUUUUCUGGGUGUGGUGUUCAAGUUAAGAUGAAGCAUCCCCCUGGACUGUGGAAACUUUUUAAACCGCAGAAGUUUGCUGAAAGGGAUGAAGAUGUGAAGAACGUGAGGUCAUUCAUGGAGUCUCUGGUUUAGUGGUCUGAUCUUUGCGUAUGGUGUUGGUUGGAACUUUGAUUUUGGUGGGAUGAAUUUGAGUCGAUGAAUGACAUAAAAAUCGAGUUUUGACUUGAGUGGAGCAAGACUUGGAAGUUCAUUCAUUGGAUUGCGAAGAAGCUAAUUACUUGAAAUCGGUGACAAUAUCACUUGCUCUCUUGAAAAUUGCGUUUUGUUUACGGCAGCACUGCAUCUGACAUGAAAGUUCCUCGAAAAGCUUUUCGAAUCAUGAAACAAGAUUCCUUUCGGAGCACAAAAUGUGUAAUAUUCUUUGAUAGUUUAUACAUUUCCCCGUUGUUUUGGACUGAUCGGCUUAGUUUCUAGAAUAGUUCCAGGUGUGCUUAGUUUUAGUACUGAAGGAAGGUUUGUUGCCACCGGAAGUACUGAUACAAUAAUAAAGCUAUUUGAGGGUUUGAAGAUCAAUCAGAUGUAGCUACCAGAGGCAAAGGAUGGUCCUGCGGUCAGUCAUUCGAACAUAUUAUGAUCGUAUAUACAAGUGCCUUUGCGUUUUCUGAUAUACCUGUGACAGAAUUUGUGUGGUUACUAUUUUGAGAUUAUUGAGUUAUGUUUAGAUAGAUUUUUCCAUUUUUACUUAUAAUAAGAGAAGAAAAAUAGAUAAAUUUAUCUAUUAAGCUAAAACUACUUAAACAUAAAUUGACUUAAGUUUUUUUAGAUAAAUUAAAUAAGAAGUUUUGCAAACCACCUGUCCUUAUGGAAAUGGUAUGGUGGUCACAAGGUUGAACCCAAUAACAGUUUCAAGUGUAAGUUACUUAACCUUAGCAUAUGCAAGGAACAUUUGGCACUAGGGUACGCUAGUUUUUUUCUUUUCUUAUGUGCUCUUAGCCAAAUUUAUCCAAGCAGAGUCUCUUUUUCAGAUUUAGUUCUCUGAAGCUAGGGAUGUUCGUAGUUGUAAUUAUUUUUGGUUUGACAAAUUUACUUGGUAUAUAAAGCAUUAUCUAUCAACAUGCCAAUCUGAGUCUUCUUUAAGCUUUUUUCUUUGCAAAUUGUUGUGAUUAUUAAGUGAUCCUUGGAAAUUGCUAUUGUAAUUUUUUUUGUUUUUCUUAUAUAUAUAUAAACUGAAGUCAAUAAAUGAUCUGGAUUUUUUGUUAGACUCGAUAAUAUGCAUUUCAUGUGUAUUUUAUUACCAUGUUUCUGUCUUUUCUUUUGGAAACACUCUUACACAAUCUGACAUGCUGUGUAAUAUAUUUUAGGAUUUUUUGGGUUUCAAUGCUUUGUUUUGAACACAGAAAAUUCUUGAAAACUUUUAUUCUAAAAGUGACGAAGAAUUUUUUUUUUUCGGAUUUCUGAGUAAUCUAAGGUUUAUAGGUCUAUAAGUUUCUGUGGCUAAAAUGAUAAUUUACAUGACAUUCAACAGCUAUAUAAGCUUGAUAAGAAAUUAUUCGAAUAUAGUAGCCUACAAGAAAUAAGAGCUAAACCAAGAACCAGCAAAUUGUCUACGAGACUUGCCUCUUUUUUAUAUUUAUAGAGUAACUACGAUUUUAAAGAAAUACAACGGCUAAAAUGUUCUUAUUUUUUUCUUAGUUCAUAAAUACUUGAUAAUCUCUUUUUGAAAAACUAAAAAAAAUUAUUCAUAACAUUAAAUCUUAAUUUGAUUAAAAACCUGUUAGAGGUAAAUUACGACUUUAGUUAUGGAAACCGUUUAGUAAGUCUGGGUAUAAAGUGCAGUAAUUAAAUAUAUAUUUCCUUCAAUUGUAAAAUUGUUUAUAUUGAUUUCAUUAUAACGUCAUUCUAUUAUGUCAUAUGUAUAUAUAUAUAUAUAUAUAUAUAUUAUUGGCAAAACAAGAUGUAUAUUGUUGCAAGAUUUUGAUGAUGAUGUCACCUACGAGGAACUUCAAGUAAAUAUUUGAAGAAUUGUCUCCUCCUGAUUAAGCCUCUUGUAAUAAGUUAUAAUUGAUAUCUAGUAUUUAAGUUAGUUUAGAAUUUCAUAAAACAACAACUAGCACUUAACCACUCUUAGGGGAUGUUUUUUACUUUUACAAAACACAAUGUGAUAAUCUAUUAUUCUCAAAUUUUGAAACGAAAAUCAAUUAUCACCUUAAAAUAAUCGAUUAUCAGGCUAUGUAGGAUGAUAACUUUUGAAAACUAGUCAUUGUAACAACUAGAUUUGCAUUAAAAUCUGCAGUGUAACCGUUGGAAACCCUCUAGUUAUAAAUAUUGGCCUUAGAAUUCGUAUGUUCACUCAUAAAUUUCUUAGUUAUCACUCAUCCCUCUUGUCUGAAUUCUAGACACCCUUCUAGCUCUUCAAUCUCUAACAUUUUCGUCCCCUUUCUCCACUUCCUAUUCAAUGUCUGAUUCAUCAUGCAGAAAGAUCCCAACCAGAAGAAGGAGUGCUCAUCUCUCCACUCAACCUCUACCAAGAAAUGCCUCUAUUGAAGGAUGAAUUUCCAAUGACGAAAGGAGAUCAUAGUUUCUCAAUAUAUGGAAAGACAAACCUUUAGUUACACCAAAAUUCAUCAAUUCUCAAUGGCUCAUUGCUCAUGGUUUUCAUUACCCAACUCUUAUUGCAGAACAGGGCAUCAAGUACUUUGCAGAAAUGGAAACUUAGUAAGAGUAUUUUACUAUAAUUUCAAAUACAGGGAUGGAGUAGCCUUCAACAAAGUCAAAGGCAUCUAUAUUAUUCCUGACAAUUAUAUUUAGGAAAACGUAGCGAAAUUUCCUAACAAUGAAGAUGUUAUACCAAUUCUGACUGGCAUUAAUGGGUUCAACAGGAUUCUAGCAUAUUAUUUCUAAGAAAUCCCUAGCAGGUUGUAAGAAAAAAAUUACUGGUAGGUGCACUCUAAGUAGAUGAGUGACUCAUUCAGUAUCUAAUUGUUUGGAUAUUGUGUCCCCGUGGCAAAAUUCACGCUUAAUGCACUUAAGCAGAUCUCUUUAUCAUUUAUGAAUUGUUAAACCAUAUUUUUAUUGACUGGUCAAGCCUGAUCAUUGAUACAAUGCUCAAAGCAAAGUGCUUUCUUGCAUAUGCUCUCCCAUACUCACUACUCAUCUCUAGGAUCUAUGAAUAUAAAGGUGUGAACACAAUUGGUAAACAAGUUCAAAUGAUUAGUGAUGCAAAUGAAAUUUUUGAUGGUUCACUAAAACAGAUGAAGUUUGUUCUCUUUCGAGAUCAAUGUAUUCACAUAGAUGAAGUGCCCCAAUAUGACAAUGAUGACGAAGUCCCUGCUCCUGCUCUUGUACAUGCUGUUCAUGUUCAUGUUGGCUCUUCAAGUGGUGUUGUUGGAUCCUCCUCCUUGGAAGAAAACAUCUCAAACAUGAAUAAAAGGAUAGAAGAAUUGCUUAUUCUUUCAGGCGCCCGUCAUGAAGAAGUGGUUGGUCUUUUUAGGGUAUAGAUGCUAGAGUUUCCAAUCUAGAGGAUAUAUUUUAUAAGCAUUUUGGAGUCAAUGAUGACAAUGAUAUGAGUGAAGACUUUUACGGGCGAGCUUCUUGUAUUAUUAUUUUUUUGAAUUAUUUACUUGCUAUUGUACUGCUCUUUUUAUCAUUUAAAUUGUAAAUUCUAAGGGGAGUCUAUAUGUCA